AUGGAUUCAGGCCAGAACACCACCACCCCUCAACUUCACGGAGACCUUUCAGGAAAGCCACCACCAUACCCACCACCUCCAACCAGUAAUAGCAUGCAAACUCACCGAAUGACUACUAUCGAUGAAAAGCCAUUUUUUAGUGCCCUCUAUGGGAACCAGUUUCCUGGAUAUUAUUUCCAGCCCCAUGGACUUAUACACACCAAUGAUAAACUUUUCCACUCUGAUCUCUACAGUAAACAAUUUUCUACUCAAAACAACUAUUUCCAACCCCAAGAGCGUAUACCUCCAGUUGAGAAACCAGCUCCAGAUAUUCAGGUGGAUCAAAAACCUCCCAUGAUAAACAAUAAAAUUUUACCAAACAUUGAAAUAAAAACAGAACCAAAUGUGAAACCAUUUGAGUGUGACUCCUGCCCAAAACAGUUUGCCAGGAAGAACGCCUUGCAGUUACAUCAGCGGCUGCACACCGGAGAGAAACUCUUCCAGUGUAACUUCUGUGCCAAGCAAUUCAUCCACCGUGAUAAACUGCAGAUCCACGAAAGGAUCCACACAGGAGAGAAACCAUUUCACUGUGAGUUCUGCCCAAAGCAGUUUUCUCGCAAAGACAAACUGAAGAUCCACUUGUGCUCUCAUACUGGAGAGAGGCCUUUUCACUGCACUUUUUGCCCAAAACAAUUUGUACAGAAGGACAAACUGCUGAUCCAUGAAAGGACCCACACAGGAGAAAAACCAUUCCACUGCGACAUGUGCUCAAAGCAAUUUGCCCGCAGCGACCGUCUGCAGAUCCACAGAAGGACCCAUACUGGAGAAAAGCCUUUCCAGUGUGACCUCUGCCCUAAACAGUUUGUUCAACGUUGCUACCUGAAGAUCCACCGUCGAAUCCACACAGGUGAGAAGCCAUUCCAGUGUGAUGUGUGCCAGAAACAGUUUGCCCGCAAGGACAAGCUGCAGAUUCACACACGGAUCCACACAGGCGAGAAGCCAUUUCACUGUGACGUCUGCCGGGAGCAGUUUGCCCGCAAGACCCAACUGCACGCACACAAGAAACAUGCACACAAUGUGCACAACAACCCACCUGCUGUGCCUGAAAGCAAGCCGUUUGAUUGUGAAAUGUGCAUGCAACAUAUGAGUGAUCGCAAUGUGCCACAGCCCCCUCAGGUGCAAAGGACGGUGCACCCCCCUCCUACUGCCACUGUAGCCCCUCCACUUCCAGCCCCAACAUAUCACUGUGACAUCUGCUCAAAGCCUUUCUCCACCUUGGAGGAAAUGGAGAAUCACAAACGUACACAUGGGCAACCAAGAAAUAAUUACCUUAAACCACCGCCUUGCAAAAAUCUCAAAGAGUACACACCAAUGAGUACACUUCUUUGGCAGACCAUGCAACCCUAG
Acanthosepion pharaonis is the source of this 1386-nucleotide messenger RNA. NCBI's taxonomy places the organism in Eukaryota, Metazoa, Mollusca, Cephalopoda, Sepiida, Sepiidae. The record is from the annotation of a GenBank genome assembly.